UUUGUUGUUAAUUGUUUUGUUGUAAUAAAACAUUUAUUAUCAUCAAUAAAAAAAAGUAAUAAAAUGAUAUAAUAAUGUCUAAUUAACAUUACCAUGUUAAAUUACAUAACUAAAUAAAAUUAUAUUUAGUUAUCUUUUACUUUUACACAACUUUUUGUAAGUAGUUAAUGGAGAAUUGAAAAUAAUUAGUAGAUAGUUAGGCAUUUAAAAUAUGUCUAUUAAACUAAUAGGUACUUGUUCAAGCAAUAUGUUCUUUAUAAAUACAUAUUGAUAUGAUAUUGUUUGUGUUCAAGUGUACUUUUCUUGUUAGGGACAUUAAGAUUAUUUAAGAUUUCUUGUGUUAAGUGUUUAGACAGAGAUUUCUCAUAUUUUUAUAUGGAUAACAAAAUUAAUUGCUGCUUUGUAAAUAAUUAUGGAGCUUGUUAUAAACAAUCAUAUACUCAAGAAAGAAAUCUGAUUGAAGAUAUUGACAGCAAUGAUCGUAAGCUACUUGAAAAACGAACAAAUCUGAAACAAGAACAAAUUACUAACAUAUGCACACACCAUCAUGAUAUGUUAGUUGUAUGAAAUGAGGGUAAUCAGAAAAGUUGCUGUAAUUCAUUUCUGAUUCACCAAAAGGUGUAUAGAGCAUCUCUACAUGUGAUUACAAUGCAUACUGUGUUAGAAGCAGAAACCAUAGGUUUAAAUCUUAUACCUGGAAAAAAACUGUGUCAACCUGUCGAAGUAAAGUUAUGACAUGUUUAUCAAAAAGUAUAAGUGAAAAUAAAAAUGAUGAAGAUUUUGAUAUUGUUAAUGAAAGAUCCAUUCAAAAUAAAAAAGAAAGUGUAGAUACACACUUUGCAUCUGUCGGAGUAUCUCCAAUUAAUGUCAAAGGAUUGCACAAGUCAGGUAAAAUCAGAGAAGGUAAACGAAAAUUGACAGCAUUAACAACCUCCAUUAAAAAAAAAGGUAGCCAUUUCCCUUAAUAUAUCAGAAGAAAGUUUUGAAGAACAGUCAAGUUUUAAUAAUGAGUAUAUAGAAAAAGCAAACUUGUUUUAUAACAUGAUGGUAUUGUUAACUAACAAAACUGUAGAGUCUACAUCAACAUCAAAAAAAGUACAACUUGCGACACUUGCUCCAACGGACUAGUCAAUAAAAAAGGUAUCUGAAACAUUGCAUGUAACAAGCUAUAUAGCUCGAACUGCACGUAAGUUAACAUUAGAAAAAGGUAUUUUAACCAUGCCUAAUCCUAAAUUAAGAAAAGCUCUUCUUGAUGUAACAGUUCAACUGGUCAAGACCUUUUACAAAGAUGAUGAACAUAGCCGUAUAAUGCCUGGUAAAAAGGACUAUGUAAACAUAAAGAAAAAUGUCCACAUGCAAAAACGUUUGCUCUCAUGUAAUUUAAAGGAAUUGUUUGUUGCCUUUAAAACCAAGAACCCAGAAAUAAAAAUAGGAUUUUCAAGGUUUUGCACCUUGCGACCUAAAUGGUGUAUUACUGUUGGUGCCUCAGGAACACAUUCUGUAUGCGUCUGUGCUGUUCAUCAGAAUUUGAAACUGCUUUUACAUCCUGUUGGUGUGACAUACAAAGAAUUGUUACCUUAUAUUGUCUGUGAUAUAACUAAUAAAGACUGUAUGAUGAAGAAAUGUGAAAAAUGCUCAGUAACUAUGAAUGCGUUGAAAAACUUUAUGAUAUACUUGGAGAACUUGAAGAUGAUGAGAUUGAAUUUGAUCAAUGGACAACAACAGAUAGGUCAAACUUGACACAUAAUAAAGAGCCAGUGUUUGAAUACAUUGAACUAGUAUGUAGAAAACUGGAAAAACUUGCACCACAUUCGUAUUUAGCAAAGAGUCAAGCAUUAUACCUGAGAUCAAGAAAGGAAGAUAUGAAUGAGGUAACAGCAUUAUUUCUGGGUGAUUUUUCAGAAAACUAUAAAUUUGUAGUUCAGGAUGAAGUGCAAAGCUUUUAUUGGACAAAUUUACAAUGUACACUUCAUCCAGUGAUUAUUUAUUUCAAAAAAGAAGGCAUUCUCAAGCACAAAUCCUAUUGUAUUAAGGAUGAUAUCAUCCAUGAUGUGAACAUGGUUUAUAAAAUUAUUGAGGUUGUUUGCAAUGAUAUAAAAACAAAUUUGCCUCAAAUAAAAAAUAUUGAAUACUUUUCAGAUGGGUGUGCAGGUCAAUAUAAGAAUUGCAAAAAUUUGUUAAAUCUUUGUUUCCAUUGUGAAGAUUUUGGUUUUACUGCUAAAUGGAACUUUUUUGCAACUAGUCACAGUAAGCAACCUUGUGAUGGGAUAGGUGGUACAGUCAAACAUCUGGCAACACUAGUUUGCAAAUAUGGAUAUGGAUAAUCAUAUUUUAUCUUCACAAACAAUGUACAAAUAUUGAAAUGAAAACAUUGAAGGCAUAAAUUUCAUAUAUAUUUCAUCAAAAGAUUUAACUUUGGUGAGAACCGCUCUUAAAGAACGAUUAUAUACUGCUAAUACAAUACCUGGACAAGUAGUUACCAUCAGUUUGUACCACUUGGCCAUCAAAAGGUAGGCACUAAGCUAUGCAGUGUUGAUGAAGAGUUUGCUUUAAUUCAUGACUUUGGAAAUAUCCAGAUAACAACUGUAAACCUAGUACCAGGUGAUUAUGCCUGUGUUUCCUAUGAGCAAAAGUGGUGAAUAAGAGUCAUUGAAGAUAUUAAUUUAGAAGAAAAAGAUGUGCUUAUAAAAUUUAUGUGUCUUAAUGGUCCUGCACGGUUGUUUAAAUGGCCACCAAAGGAAAGCCGAUGCUGGAUUCCUGAUGUCCACAUUAUUUGCAAAAUUGAGGUACCAAUAACAAAAACAGGACUUUGCUACUAUUUAGCCAAAGAGGACUUAAAAAAAAUUAUUUUCCUAAGGAAGUAGAGAUUUUUAUAUUUAUGAGUC
Molecule: messenger RNA, 2885 nt
Organism: Hydra vulgaris (swiftwater hydra)
Lineage: Eukaryota; Metazoa; Cnidaria; Hydrozoa; Anthoathecata; Hydridae
Source: RefSeq, a predicted model, not a curated record